UGCGGAGAAUUUGAUGUGGAACACAGUGAAGAAUUGGUGCUGAACACAACGUACGGAUCAGUGAUGAACAUAACUUGCAAGGCUGGGUAUAAAAUACUUGGCGACCCUUCAGUAACGUGCCGUUCUGAUUCAUUUUGGAGUCCGUUUCCACUGUGUGUUCCUAUUGAUUGCGGGCGCCCACCGGUUCCAAGAAAUGCAUUUGCGAACUACACAUUGACGGUCUAUGGUUCAAAUGUCACGUUGUCAUGUGAAGACGGGUACACUUUAAUUGGCAAUGAGACUAUGUAUUGCCUUCCUAGCGGAUGGAAUGGGUCAGCGACGUGUCAAAUUAAAGAUUGUGGCAACAUGACGGUGUUGAAAGGUAUAUUGGAAACCCCAGGCGGUACGUUAUUUGGUGAUCUAGGAUUUGUAAGAUGUAAUGAAGGUUAUUCCAAUAGAGGCGAUAAUUUGCUACAAUGUGACAUGAAUGGAAACUGGACAGGCGAGCCAAACUGCACUAUAUUUGAUUGUGGAAAUCCAUCUCCUAUAAAUGGCGCGGUCAAUGUGUCAACGUAUACAUUUGGGACGGUUGCAGAAGUAAAUUGUACCGUAGGGCACACUAUAACUGGCAAUUCUGUUAUAACGUGUGGCAGUAACGGUAUUUGGUCUGACUCACCAAUAUGUGAUCCAGCAGAUUGCGGACACAUGUACGUAUCGCAUGGACUUGCAAACUAUUCAACAACCGUACUGGGGUCUGUGGCAAAACUGAGCUGCGACGUUGGUUACAACUUAACUGGAGAUAGUACCAUAGCCUGUACGCAGGAGGAUGGAACGGCACCGCAAUAUGGCAAUAUCAAAGAUGACGAAACUUGGACCCAAUUCCCAAAUUGUAGUCUCAUUGAUUGCGGAGAAUUUGAAGUGGAACACAGUGAAGAAUUGGUGCUGAACACAACGUACGGAUCAGUGAUGAACAUAACUUGCAAGGCUGGGUAUAAAAUACUUGGCGACCCUUCAGUAACGUGCCGUUCUGAUUCAUUUUGGAGUCCGUUUCCACUGUGUGUUCCUAUUGAUUGCGGGCGCCCACCGGUUCCAAGAAAUGCAUUUGCGAACUACACAUUGACGGUCUAUGGUUCAAAUGUCACGUUGUCAUGUGAAGACGGGUACACUUUAAUUGGCAAUGAGACUAUGUAUUGCCUUCCUAGCGGAUGGAAUGGGUCAGCGACGUGUCAAAUUAAAGAUUGUGGCAACAUGACGGUGUUGAAAGGUAUAUUGGAAACCCCCGGCGGUACAUUAUUUGGUGAUCUAGGAUUUGUAAGAUGUAAUGAAGGUUAUUCCAAUAGAGGCGAUAAUUUGCUACAAUGUGACAUAAAUGGAAACUGGACAGGCGAGCCAAACUGCACUAUAUUUGAUUGUGGAAAUCCAUCUCCUAUAAAUGGCGCGGUCAAUGUGUCAACGUAUACAUUUGGGACGGUUGCAGAAGUAAAUUGUACCGUAGGGCACACUAUAACUGGCAAUCCUGUUAUUACGUGUGGCAGUAACGGUAUUUGGUCUGACUCACCAAUAUGUGAUCCAGCAGAUUGCGGACACAUGUACGUAUCGCAUGGACUUGCAAACUAUUCAACAACCGUACUGGGGUCUGUGGCACAACUGAGCUGCGACGUUGGUUACAACUUGACUGGAGAUAGUACCAUAGCCUGUACGUCAGGAGGAUGGAACGGCACCGCAAUGUGCAAUAUCAAAGAUUGUAAGGCGAUCCAGUUUGAAAACGGAAGCGUCAGUCUCCCAAGUAAUUCCACAUACGGUUCGUACGCCGUGUUUAACUGUAAAGAAGGGUACACUUUGGCUGGUCCACAAAUCGCCUAUUGCCAAGAUGACGAAACUUGGACCCAAUUCCCAAAUUGUAGUCUCAUUGAUUGUGGAGAAUUUGAUGUGGAACACAGUGAAGAAUUGGUGCUGAACACAACGUACGGAUCAGUGAUGAACAUAACUUGCAAGGCUGGGUAUAAAAUACUUGGCGACCCUUCAGUAACGUGCCGUUCUGAUUCAUUUUGGAGUCCGUUUCCACUGUGUGUUCCUAUUGAUUGCGGGCGCCCACCGGUUCCAAGAAAUGCAUUUGCGAACUACACAUUGACGGUCUAUGGUUCAAAUGUCACGUUGUCAUGUGAAGACGGGUACACUUUAAUUGGCAAUGAGACUAUGUAUUGCCUUCCUAGCGGAUGGAAUGGGUCAGCGACGUGUCAAAUUAAAGAUUGUGGCAACAUGACGGUGUUGAAAGGUAUAUUGGAAACCCCAGGCGGUACGUUAUUUGAUGAUCUAGGAUUUGUAAGAUGUAAUGAAGGUUAUUCCAAUAGAGGCGAUAAUUUGCUACAAUGUGACAUGAAUGGAAACUGGACAGGCGAGCCAAACUGCACUAUAUUUGAUUGUGGAAAUCCAUCUCCUAUAAAUGGCGCGGUCAAUGUGUCAACGUAUACAUUUGGGACGGUUGCAGAAGUAAAUUGUACCGUAGGGCACACUAUAACUGGCAAUCCUGUUAUAACGUGUGGCAGUAACGGUAUUUGGUCUGACUCACCAAUAUGUGAUCCAGCAGAUUGCGGACACAUGUACGUAUCGCAUGGACUUGCAAACUAUUCAACAACCGUACUGGGGUCUGUGGCACAACUGAGCUGCGACGUUGGUUACAACUUAACUGGAGAUAGUACCAUAGCCUGUACGUCAGGAGGAUGGAACGGCACCGCAAUAUGCAAUAUCAAAGAUUGUAAGGCGAUCCAGUUUGAAAACGGAAGCGUCAGUCUCCCAAGUAAUUCCACAUACGGUUCGUACGCCGUGUUUAACUGUAAAGAAGGGUACACUUUGGCUGGUCCACAAAUCGCCUAUUGCCAAGAUGACGAAACUUGGACCCAAUUCCCAAAUUGUAGUCUCAUUGAUUGUGGAGAAUUUGAUGUGGAACACAGUGAAGAAUUGGUGCUGAACACAACGUACGGAUCAGUGAUGAACAUAACUUGCAAGGCUGGGUAUAAAAUACUUGGCGACCCUUCAGUAACGUGCCGUUCUGAUUCAUUUUGGAGUCCGUUUCCACUGUGUGUUCCUAUUGAUUGCGGGCGCCCACCGGUUCCAAGAAAUGCAUUUGCGAACUACACAUUGACGGUCUAUGGUUCAAAUGUCACGUUGUCAUGUGAAGACGGGUACACUUUAAUUGGCAAUGAGACUAUGUAUUGCCUUCCUAGCGGAUGGAAUGGGUCAGCGACGUGUCAAAUUAAAGAUUGUGGCAACAUGACGGUGUUGAAAGGUAUAUUGGAAACCCCCGGCGGUACAUUAUUUGGUGAUCUAGGAUUUGUAAGAUGUAAUGAAGGUUAUUCCAAUAGAGGCGAUAAUUUGCUACAAUGUGACAUGAAUGGAAACUGGACAGGCGAGCCAAACUGCACCAUAUUUGAUUGUGGAAAUCCAUCUCCUAUAAAUGGCGCGGUCAAUGUGUCAACGUAUACAUUUGGGACGGUUGCAGAAGUAAAUUGUACCGUAGGGCACACUAUAACUGGCAAUCCUGUUAUUACGUGUGGCAGUAACGGUAUUUGGUCUGACUCACCAAUAUGUGAUCCAGCAGAUUGCGGACACAUGUACGUAUCGCAUGGGCUUGCAAACUAUUCAACAACCGUACUGGGGUCUGUGGCACAACUGAGCUGCGACGUUGGUUACAACUUGACUGGAGAAAGUACCAUAGCCUGUACGUCAGGAGGAUGGAACGGCACCGCAAUAUGCAAUAUCAAAGAUUGUAAGGCGAUCCAGUUUGAAAACGGAAGCGUCAGUCUCCCAAGUAAUUCCACAUACGGUUCGUACGCCGUGUUUAACUGUAAAGAAGGGUACACUUUGGCUGGUCCACAAAUCGCCUAUUGCCAAGAUGACGAAACUUGGACCAAAUUCCCAAAUUGUAGUCUCAUUGAUUGCGGAGAAUUUGAUGUGGAACACAGUGAAGAAUUGGUGCUGAACACAACGUACGGAUCAGUGAUGAACAUAACUUGCAAGGCUGGGUAUAAAAUACUUGGCGACCCUUCAGUAACGUGCCGUUCUGAUUCAUUUUGGAGUCCGUUUCCACUGUGUGUUCCUAUUGAUUGCGGGCGCCCACCGGUUCCAAGAAAUGCAUUUGCGAACUACACAUUGACGGUCUAUGGUUCAAAUGUCACGUUGUCAUGUGAAGACGGGUACACUUUAAUUGGCAAUGAGACUAUGUAUUGCCUUCCUAGCGGAUGGAAUGGGUCAGCGACGUGUCAAAUUAAAGAUUGUGGCAACAUGACGGUGUUGAAAGGUAUAUUGGAAACCCCAGGCGGUACAUUAUUUGGUGAUCUAGGAUUUGUAAGAUGUAAUGAAGGUUAUUCCAAUAGAGGCGAUAAUUUGCUACAAUGUGACAUGAAUGGAAACUGGACAGGCGAGCCAAACUGCACUAUAUUUGAUUGUGGAAAUCCAUCUCCUAUAAAUGGCGCGGUCAAUGUGUCAACGUAUACAUUUGGGACGGUUGCAGAAGUAAAUUGUACCGUAGGGCACACUAUAACUGGCAAUCCUGUUAUUACGUGUGGCAGUAACGGUAUUUGGUCUGACUCACCAAUAUGUGAUCCAGCAGAUUGCGGACACAUGUACGUAUCGCAUGGACUUGCAAACUAUUCAACAACCGUACUAGGGUCUGUGGCACAACUGAGCUGCGACGUUGGUUACAACUUGACUGGAGAUAGUACCAUAGCCUGUACGUCAGGAGGAUGGAACGGCACCGCAAUGUGCAAUAUCAAAGAUUGUAAGGCGAUCCAGUUUGAAAACGGAAGCGUCAGUCUCCCAAGUAAUUCCACAUACGGUUCGUUCGCCGUGUUUAACUGUAAAGAAGGGUACACUUUGGCUGGUCCACAAAUCGCCUAUUGCCAAGAUGACCAAACUUGGACCCAAUUCCCAAAUUGUAGUCUCAUUGAUUGCGGAGAAUUUGAAGUGGAACACAGUGAAGAAUUGGUGCUGAACACAACGUACGGAUCAGUGAUGAACAUAACUUGCAAGGCUGGGUAUAAAAUACUUGGCGACCCUUCAGUAACGUGCCGUUCUGAUUCAUUUUGGAGUCCGUUUCCAAUGUGUGUUCCUAUUGAUUGCGGGCGCCCACCGGUUCCAAGAAAUGCAUUUGCGAACUACACAUUGACGGUCUAUGGUUCAAAUGUCACGUUGUCAUGUGAAGACGGGUACACUUUAAUUGGCAAUGAGACUAUGUAUUGCCUUCCUAGCGGAUGGAAUGGGUCAGCGACGUGUCAAAUUAAAGAUUGUGGCAACAUGACGGUGUUGAAAGGUAUAUUGGAAACCCCCGGCGGUACAUUAUUUGGUGAUCUAGGAUUUGUAAGAUGUAAUGAAGGUUAUUCCAAUAGAGGCGAUAAUUUGCUACAAUGUGACAUGAAUGGAAACUGGACAGGCGAGCCAAACUGCACUAUAUUUGAUUGUGGAAAUCCAUCUCCUAUAAAUGGCGCGGUCAAUGUGUCAACGUAUACAUUUGGGACGGUUGCAGAAGUAAAUUGUACCGUAGGGCACACUAUAACUGGCAAUCCUGUUAUUACGUGUGGCAGUAACGGUAUUUGGUCUGACUCACCAAUAUGUGAUCCUGCAGAUUGCGGACACAUGUACGUAUCGCAUGGACUUGCAAACUAUUCAACAACCGUACUGGGGUCUGUGGCACAACUGAGCUGCGACGUUGGUUACAACUUAACUGGAGAUAGUACCAUAGCCUGUACGUCAGGAGGAUGGAACGGCACCGCAAUAUGCAAUAUCAAAGAUUGUAAGGCGAUCCAGUUUGAAAACGGAAGCGUCAGUCUCCCAAGUAAUUCCACAUACGGUUCGUACGCCGUGUUUAACUGCAAAGAAGGGUACACUUUGGCUGGUCCACAAAUCGCCUAUUGCCAAGAUGACAAAACUUGGACCAAAUUCCCAAAUUGUAGUCUCAUUGAUUGCGGAGAAUUUGAUGUGGAACACAGUGAAGAAUUGGUGCUGAACACAACGUACGGAUCAGUGAUUAACAUAACUUGCAAGGCUGGGUAUAAAGUACUUGGCGACCCUUCAGUAACGUGCCGUUCUGAUUCAUUUUGGAGUCCGUUUCCACUGUGUGUUCCUAUUGAUUGCGGGCGCCCACCGGUUCCAAGAAAUGCAUUUGCGAACUACACAUUGACGGUCUAUGGUUCAAAUGUCACGUUGUCAUGUGGAGACGGGUACACUUUAAUUGGCAAUGAUCUUAUGUAUUGCCUUCCUAGCGGAUGGAAUGGGUCAGCGACGUGUCAAAUAAAAGAUUGUGGCAACAUGACGGUGUUGAAAGGUAUAUUGGAAACCCCCGGCGGUACAUUAUUUGGUGAUCUAGGAUUUGUAAGAUGUAAUGAAGGUUAUUCCAAUAGAGGCGAUAAUUUGCUACAAUGUGACAUGAAUGGAAACUGGACAGGCGAGCCAAACUGCACUAUAUUUGAUUGUGGAAAUCCAUCUCCUAUAAAUGGCGCGGUCAAUGUGUCAACGUAUACAUUUGGGACGGUUGCAGAAGUAAAUUGUACCGUAGGGCACACUAUAACUGGCAAUCCUGUUAUUACGUGUGGCAGUAACGGUAUUUGGUCUGACUCACCAAUAUGUGAUCCAGCAGAUUGCGGACACAUGUACGUAUCGCAUGGACUUGCAAACUAUUCAACAACCGUACUGGGGUCUGUGGCACAACUGAGCUGCGACGUUGGUUACAACUUGACUGGAGAUAGUACCAUAGCCUGUACGUCAGGAGGAUGGAACGGCACCGCAAUGUGCAAUAUCAAAGAUUGUAAGGCGAUCCAGUUUGAAAACGGAAGCGUCAGUCUCCCAAGUAAUUCCACAUACGGUUCGUACGCCGUGUUUAACUGCAAAGAAGGGUACACUUUAGCUGGUGCACAAAUCGCCUUUUGCCAAGAUGACGAAACGUGGACCCAAUUCCCAAAUUGUAGUCUCAUUGAUUGCGGCUUAUUUGAUGUGGAAAACAGUGAAAAUGUUGUACUGAACACAACAUACGGAUCAGAGGUUAACAUAACUUGCAAGGCUGGGUAUGAAAUGCUUGGCGAUCCUUCAGUAAAAUGCCGUUCUGACUCAUUUUGGAGUCCGUUUCCACUGUGUAUUCCUAUUGAUUGUGGGCGGCCACCGGUUCCAAGUAAUGCUUUGGUGAACUACACAUUGACGGUCUUUGGUUCAACUGCUAAAUUGGUUUGUGGAGACGGGUACACUUUGAAUGGCGAUGAUGUUUUAUAUUGCCUUUCAAAUGGAUGGAAUGGGUCGGCCGAGUGCAACUUAAUAGACUGUAGCGAACCCACGAUUCCUAAUGGAAAUGCUAGUCUUCCUACUGGAACUACAUACGGCGAAAUUGCAUUCGUGUCAUGUCUGUCGGGAUACGUUCUUCAAGGGGUUGCGUACAUUACUUGUGAGGCCGGGCCCGUUUGGAGUUCGCAACCAGAAUGUAUUAAAGAUUGCGGCAACCCAUCAACCGACAACGGCAAGAUAACACCAAUCAACGGCACGCUUUUUGGAGCUUUAGCCAAAGUGAUAUGCAACACUGGAUACAAUAGCACCGGGGACACGGAACUUGUUUGUGGGCACCCUGGAUGGAUGGGAACUGCAGACUGCACUAUUCAAGAAUGCGAGGAUCCUACACCUGCGAACGGAACAUUAGACGGACCGGAUGGAUUUUUCUUUGGGGCCUUCGUUUCCGUUGAUUGUGACACGGGAUAUGUUUUGUUCGGAGAUGGCUUGAUAAAGUGUCAGCACGGGCCAGUAUGGAGCGACUAUCCUGUCUGUACCAGAGAUUGUGGCAUGCCAUCCACCGACAACGGUAGGAUAACAUCAAUCAACGGCACUCUGUUUGGAGCUGUUUCCAAAGUGAUAUGCAACAAUGGAUACAACAACACUGGGGACGCCGAGCUUGUGUGUGGUCACCCUGGAUGGAUGGGAUCUGCAGUCUGCACUAUUCAAGUAUGCGAGGACCCCACUCCUUUGAACGGAACAUUGGAAAAGCCGGACGGACUUUCAUUUGGGGAAACAGUUUUCGUUCACUGUGAUACAGGAUAUGUUCUGAUUGGAGAUAAUGUGAUCAAGUGUCAGCACGGGCCUGUAUGGAGCGACCAUCCCGUCUGUACCAGAGAUUGCGGCAAUCCUUCUACCGACAACGGCAGGGUAAUACCAGUCAACGGCUCACUGUUUGGAGCCAUAGCAAAAGUGACCUGCAACUCUGGAUACAACAGCACUGGGGACGCAGAGCUUGUGUGUGGGCACCCUGGAUGGAUGGGAUCUGCAGUCUGCACUUUUCAAGUAUGCGAGGAUCCUACCCCUGAAAACGGAACCGUGUACAAACCGGACGGGUUUUCCUUUGGGGCCUCCGUUUCCGUUGACUGUGACACAGGAUAUGUUCUGUUCGGAGAUGGUUUGAUAAAGUGUCAGCACGGGCCGGUAUGGAGCGACCAUCCUGUCUGUACCAGAGAUUGUGGCAUGCCAUCCAUCGACAACGGCAAGGUAAUACCAGUUAACGGCACGUUGUUUGGAGCUGUUUCCAAAGUGACCUGCACCUCUGGAUACAACAGCACCGGGGACACGGAGCUGGUGUGUGGUCACCCUGGAUGGACGGGAUCUGCAGUCUGCAGCCUUCAAGUAUGCGAGGAUCCUACCCCUGAAAACGGAACCGUGUACAAACCUGACGGGUUUUCCUUUGGGGCCUCCGUUUCCGUUGACUGUGACACAGGAUAUGUUCUGUUCGGAGAUGGCUUAAUAAAGUGUCAGCACGGUCCGGUAUGGAGCGACCAUCCUGUCUGUACCAGAGAUUGUGGCAUGCCAUCCACCGACAACGGCAAGGUAAUACCAGUUAACGGCACGUUGUUUGGAGCUGUUUCCAAAGUGACCUGCACCUCUGGAUACAACAGCACCGGGGACACGGAGCUGGUGUGUGGUCACCCUGGAUGGAUGGGAUCUGCAGUCUGCAGCCUUCAAGUAUGCGAGGAUCCUACCCCUGAAAACGGAACCGUGUACAAACCUGACGGGUUUUCCUUUGGGGCCUCCGUUUCCGUUGACUGUGACACAGGAUAUGUUCUGUUUGGAGAUGGCUUGAUAAAGUGUCAGCACGGGCCGGCAUGGAGCGACCAUCCUGUCUGUACCAGAGAUUGCGGCAUUCCAUCUACCUACAACGGCCAUGUUACACCAGUCAACGGCACGCUGUUUGGGGCGGUCUCAAAAGUGACCUGCAACUCUGGAUACAACAGUACUGGGGACAAGGAGCUUGUGUGUGGUCACCCUGGAUGGAUGGGUUCUGUAGUCUGCACUAUUCAAGUAUGCGAGGAUCCAACCCCAGCGAACGGAACCGUGUACAAACCGGACGGGUUUUCCUUUGGGGCCUCCGUUUCCGUAGACUGUGACACAGGAUAUGUUCUGUUUGGAGAUGGCUUGAUAAAGUGUCAGCACGGGCCGGUAUGGAGCGACCAUCCUGUCUGUACCAGAGAUUGCGGCAUUCCAUCUACCUACAACGGCCAAGUAACCCCAUUGAACGGCACAUUGUUUGCAGCAUUAGCCAAAGUGAUAUGCAACUCUGGAUACAACAGUACUGGAGACGCCGAGCUGGUGUGUGGUCACCCUGGAUGGAUGGGAAAUGCUUCCUGUGAAAUCCAAGAUUGUGGAGAUCCAACGCCAGCGAACGGAUUGUCUGACAUACCUGUGGGAACCAAAUACGGUGCCGUUGCCGACAUAUCGUGUAAACCCAACUAUGUUCUUGUUGGCAAUGAUAGUUUAAUACACUGCCUCCACGGACCAAAAUGGAGUUACUACCCAAAAUGUAUUCGUGACUGUGGCAGUCCCGCUCCGGAGAAUGGCCGUGCAUACACCCCUUAUGGUACCACGGAGAACCAGACGGCCGCUAUAUCCUGCAACAGCGGGUACAACCUGAAUGGGAGUUCGAGUCUGACAUGUUUUGAUAGCGGUUGGAGUGGGAAGCCCAACUGUAUAAUCAAAGAUUGUGGCGAUCCAACCCCGGUUAACGGCUCGGCGGACAUACCGGAUGGUACGACCUAUGGCGAGUACGCCUUCAUCUACUGUGAUGACGGCUUUAACAUGAAAGGGAAGUCAUUGAUACAGUGUCUCGCAUCUGGAACGUGGAGUGUCAACACUUCCUGUGAAGAAGAUUCAGACAGAACAACUCUUCGACCGGGCGAAACAACAGUAUCGCCUGAUAAAAUUCUUCAGAGUGACAAAACCUUUGACUUCCAGACCGUGCUGAUCUUCAGUCUUGUCAUUGGAUUCCUGGUCCUCGUGGCCAUCGUCAUCGGCUGCGUCUGUCUCUACAUGACCAGGUGUAAACGCAAGAAGGAAACGCCUGAACCGAUCGACGAAAAUCAGUUUGGUCGCAGCAGCCAUCAAGAUGACUGGGUAGAGGAUGACGACUUUUACCCCGCCGAUCUGAGGGCACAUCCGCCUCCUAACAGCCGUGAAGCUGUCCCGCCGUUACAUUUCGGCCAUAGAAGCAACGUCGGCAUUGUUCCUCCAAUGACCAAGCAGACAGUUCCUGUGGAUGUCCUGGCUGCAGUUGAUGAGAAUUCAAAGCACACCAUACCGUUCAAAGGUCUAGGUCAUAAGAAAGGCCUGCCGCCUGUACCAGAAGAUCUCAGGCAGUUGCAUGACAGCACGCUCCCAAACUCUCGUCGAACGUCUCCCAUAGAGAAAAAGGUAGCCUUUGCGGAAAUAAGUGCACCUUUGGAUGAAAUAGACGAAAUUGCAAAGGCCAAUCAACAAACUGAAGUCAAUACUCUUAGCGCUGAUCUAGAACGAAGAUUGCUUGAUAGAAGUGAGCCGUUAAUUCGGACAUCCGCUGAAAUCAAACUCACCCCGAAAAGUGGUGCAGGAAAUGGCGCCAUUCCAAAACCUUCUGCAGAUGCAAAGAAGUCUACAGUAAAACCUACAUCUAAACUAUCAGAAAAGGUUCAAAUUGCUCGAAAGAAAUUGAAAUCUACAAUAACCUCUGUCAGUCCUAAAACAGCUAAACCGGGCAAGGCGAAGACAAUUCCACAUGUAAAAAAGGUUGAAUCUCAGAAAACUGUUGCAAGUGUAAAUUUGGUUACCAGUGAGGCCGAGCACAUCCCCAGCUUGGACGUCGCCCGUGCGAUCAUAAUCCCGACAUUUGACACCGAACCGAGUGAUGCUCCAGAACAGUCGCAAGAGACAGAAAAAACAACACCCGAAAACCGUGCGAGCAUUAUCCCGACAUUUGACACCGAACCGAGUUAUGCUCCAGGACAGUCGCAUGAAACAGAAGAAACAACACACGAAAACCGCCAAGAUAGAAAUGAGCACGACUCUAAUCCCAUAUUUACCAAGAAACUUCCAACAGAGAUGCAAAGCACGCCAGAUGAUACCAAAUUAGAUACAGGACAAGCGGAGAUAUAUGAUUUAGAAACGAGCCAAGCUUCACACGAGGAAUCUUUCGAGCAUAAACAGAAAGAAGAUAAAGAUACAUAUACAAUACAACCGUCUGUACAUGUGAUGUCACCCAGUCCUGAGCUCCCACCAAGCCCAAUUCCAUUGGUUCGAGACUUCCAAUCGCCAUCGCAAACAGGCUCCCCAGUGAAAACACUUCAUGUGCUCGAUGAAACUACUUCGGAGAGCAAGCCAGCAGAACGCACAGGGGUCCAUAGGACGGUUACCAUAUCCUCGUAUGCUCCGUCGACAAUGCCGUCCGUUGAGGACGUUCCGCAUACGCAGAUAUCGCCAUCGGGUUCCGAGAAGACCGCCGAGCAUGAUGGAACAUUGGACAAUACGCCGGAACCGUAUUACUCAGACUCAUUUUCAUCGGAGUCCGAAGAAGAACUCGCUCCGCCAAAACCACCCAAGCAUUUCUUUUUACCGGAAUCGCCUGACGUAUUAAGGAAAAUGGCUAUGCAGCAUGCAGCAGCAAAUCGCGAAGACAAUGAUGAAAUGGCCGAUCACAAUGAACGUCCCAAAACAGAAAAGCCGCAUAAGGCUACCAGUCCACAUCGCACGCGCGAGUCUUCUCGUCUCCUUACGUCAUCAUACGGUUCUCGACCAGCGGAAUCGGUGAAAGCGUACAACCCCGCUGCUGACCGUGAUAAGGAUGGUGAAAAGGCCAAGGAAAAGAAGAAGAAAGUGGAAGCAAUCAAGCGGGAAUUAGAACGGAAAAGAUCGGUUAGGCUUGGGGCCAUGAGCAGUGUAUAUGGUACUACAGUUAAAAGGUAGUGGAAACGAGACGUACUUAAAUAUCAAUGAUACAUAACUAUUUGGUUUUCUUUGUCAAUUUAUUGAACUGUGAACGAUGGACUCCUUCAAAUAUAAAAGAAGAACAAAAACGUUAUAGAGGACUUAUAUGUUUUAUUCUAAUAUUUAAUAUUGUGAUGUGUGUUUUACUAGCAGCUGUGAUAACCAAUGUUGCCUUUCAAAUUAUUAAUCCGUCCUAUUGUACAGUGUAACUUUUUACUUUUAUAUCAUAAAUGCAUUUAUACGAAG
Dreissena polymorpha is the source of this 12474-nucleotide messenger RNA. RefSeq lists its product as uncharacterized. NCBI's taxonomy places the organism in Eukaryota, Metazoa, Mollusca, Bivalvia, Myida, Dreissenidae. The transcript is spliced from 65 exons. The coding region runs from base 64 to 12207 and encodes 4047 amino acids. The record is from RefSeq and is a predicted model, not a curated record.